UUCUCAACUGAGAAAAUGUGUACCCUUUCCCGACUGAACCAGUGGCUAAAUACAGUAAAGUUACAGUUAUGUGCAAAUCAACUGACACAGCGUAUUCGUGUGCAAUUCGUGUGCAAUGAAACAGCCGGUGUAAAAGUGAGAAACAGACGUUGUGAAAAAUACAUUACCGGUGAUGGAGUUAUUCCCUUAAUUAAGACAAUUUAUCAUGUAACAUUUUGCAAUACCCAUGCAGUUAAAGUAAUUCUUAAAUACGGGGCAUGGGUAACAGUGUUACGCCAUUACAGUGUUAUAGCGGCGGGAAACAUGACUUAUUUCACAUUAUUCACGUGUUUAUGGAUAUUGAAAGUGUCAAUAAUUUUCUGCGAUGAUCCUGACCCAUGUGAGCUGAGGGACGCCGGGCUAUUAUCCCAUCCUAAAGAAUGUCAGUUAUAUUACAAUUGUUCGCUGCCAGUGAGAAGAUUCAAACCAUGGUUAGGGAAACAUGUAAUGGAGUGUACAUACCCAGACGUUUUUGACGAGAAAACUUUACAAUGCGGAGAUUUUCUAAAUGUACAAUGCAAUUCAAGAGAAACAUAUGACCACGCGUGCGAAUAUCGCAAUAACAUGUGCUGGCCAAAGUCAAACUGUAAGCGAUGCAUUAGUGACUUCUCAUGUAAUCCAGAAACCGGAAGUGGUCAUCAGUGUCACUUUGUGAUAUCUGAUCCCUUAAUGCUAAGAAUAUGCCCGUUACUUCGUAAAAAUGCAUGUUCAUUAUAAUGAUAAUUAUUAAACUUGACCACUUAUAG
Messenger RNA from Ruditapes philippinarum (Manila clam), 785 nucleotides. RefSeq lists its product as uncharacterized. The record is from RefSeq and is a predicted model, not a curated record. Gene Ontology annotation, molecular function: chitin binding. Gene Ontology annotation, cellular component: extracellular region. Lineage: Eukaryota; Metazoa; Mollusca; Bivalvia; Venerida; Veneridae. The coding region runs from base 16 to 756 and encodes 246 amino acids. The transcript is spliced from 3 exons.